AUGGACAUGAGGUCCACGGAUGGGUUGCUCUUCAAAGACCAGAAUUUCUCCUCUGACUUACUGAAGCAGCUCAACAGCUUGCGGCAGAAGGAGCUCCUGACAGACGUGACAGUCUGCGCGGGUGCCACCGAGCUGCCUUGCCACCGGAACGUGUUAGCCUGCAGUAGCCCCUACUUCAGGGCCAUGUUUUGUGGCAGCUUCAGGGAGCGUGGCGAGGCCAAGGUGCAUUUGCAUGGCCUGGAGCCGGCCUCCCUGGACCAGAUCGUCCUGUAUGUCUAUACCGGGGAGGCCCAUAUCACAGCCCACAACGUGCUGGCCCUGAUGGAAGCAGCUUCACUGCUGCAGUACCUCAAGUUGUUCGAGGCCUGCUCUGGGUACUUGCAGGCCCAGUUGAGUCCCAGCAACUGCCUGGGCAUGCUGCGACUCUCAGAAACCUUCAGCUGUGACAGUCUCCGCCAGAAGGCCAGGGAGAUGGCCUUGACUCAUUUCCCCCAAGUAGCCACUUCGGCCGACCUCAAGGAGCUUCGCAUGGCUGAGCUGAGAGACUAUCUGGGGGAUGAUGCACUGUGUGCCGAGGAGGAGAAAGUGUUCGAGGCCUUCAUGGCCUGGCUCCAGCAUGACCUCCUAGGCCGCAGGCAGCACAUGCAGGAGCUGCUGGGCCAAGUAAGGCUGCAGUACAUCCACCCGGCCUUCUUCCAUCACUUCAUCGCCAAUCAGGCCCUGCUGCAGGCCUCACCCUCCUGCCGGGCCAUCCUGGAGGCUGCCAGGAGGCAGGUGUUCUCUCUGCAUGGCCCCUGCACCCUCCGGGGGGGUCCUGGGCAUGUCCCCCCAAGACAUGCCUACCAAGAGUGCCUCAUCCUUGUGGGAGGGAGGAAAGACAGCCAGCAGACCACCCGCGAUGUUCUGAGGUUCGACCCACACAUGGGCCAGUGGCAAGGCCUGGCUAAACUCCCAGUUCGGCUCUACAAGGCUUCUGCUGUGGGCCUGCACCGUAGCAUCUAUGUGCUAGGAGGCCUGGAGGUGAAUGCAGGGACACGUGUGCCCAGUCGCAUAGUCCACGUCUUUUCCCUGAAACUCAACCAGUGGAGUUUGGGGCAGCCCAUGCUUGCCGCCCGCUACUCUCACCGGGGCACGGCCCACAAGAACUUCAUCUUUGCCAUCGGGGGCAUUGGAGAGGGGCAGGAGGUCCUGGACUCCAUGGAGCGGUACGACAGCAUGAGCAACGUCUGGGAGAGGAUGGCCAGCAUGCCCGUUGGGGUUCUCCAUCCUGCUGUCGCAGUGAAAGACCAAAGGCUCUACCUCUUUGGGGGGGAGGACGUCAUGCAGAACCCUGUGCGCCUUAUCCAGGUUUAUCACCUUUCCAGAAAUACUUGGUUUAAAAUGGAGACAAGAAUGAUCAAGAACGUGUGUGCCCCCGCAGUGGUGCUAGGGGAGCGGAUAGUCAUCGUGGGAGGUUACACCAGAAGGAUGCUUGCUUAUGACCCUCAGUCCAACAAGUUUGCCAAGUAUGCUGACAUGAAGGACAGGAGGAUGCAUCACGGGGCCACAGUGCUGAGGAACAAGUUGUAUGUGACUGGUGGCCGCCGGCUCACCACGGACUGCCGCAUAGAAGAUUCAGCUGCCUUUGAAUGCUACGACCCCGAAACAGACACCUGGACAUCGCAGGGACAGCUGCCCCACACACUCUUUGACCAUGCCUGCCUCACCCUGUGGAGCCUCUCUCUCUCUGCUGCCUGUUCUGAAGAAAAUGAGGACCCAGGUUCCUUUACAAGAGACAUUUACCCCAAGAGAUGACUUCCAAA
Suncus etruscus (white-toothed pygmy shrew) is the source of this 1802-nucleotide messenger RNA. It is a transcript of the gene KLHL38, whose product is annotated as kelch like family member 38. The record is from RefSeq and is a predicted model, not a curated record. The coding region runs from base 1 to 1794 and encodes 597 amino acids. Lineage: Eukaryota; Metazoa; Chordata; Mammalia; Eulipotyphla; Soricidae. The transcript is spliced from 3 exons. Gene Ontology annotation, molecular function: protein binding.